Panicum virgatum (switchgrass) is the source of this 1424-nucleotide messenger RNA. RefSeq lists its product as uncharacterized. Lineage: Eukaryota; Viridiplantae; Streptophyta; Magnoliopsida; Poales; Poaceae. The record is from RefSeq and is a predicted model, not a curated record. Bases 52 to 1308 code for a protein of 418 amino acids. The transcript is spliced from 2 exons. Gene Ontology annotation, biological process: endomembrane system organization.
CCGUGUAUAUAUAUAACAGGGCAAGCAUAUGCAGACAUACAUCGAUCGAUCAUGGCAUCCGAGGUAAGCAAGGUGAAGAAUGGCGACCAGAGCAACAAGAAACCGGUCUUCCACAAGUCGAUGGGCACAGUGGCAGGCCUGAGGAAGCUCCUUCCGGACGGCACCACGCUGGCCUUCGAGACGAUGGCGCCGGCCUUCACCAGGGGUGGCCAGUGCAACGACCACGACGUCAACUUCGUCUUCACCUGGUGGCUCGUCGGCUUCCUCACCGUUCUCUGCAUGAUACUCAGCUUCACCGACAGCUUCACCGACAAGGACGGCAACACCCACUAUGGGGUGGCCACACCCAAGGGCUUCAUGCUCUUCAACGGCGACCUCAAGGACCUGCAACUGCCGGACGACGAGCUCGAGGCUUUGAAGAAGCGAAUCAAGUGGAAUCGGCGGGACUUCCUGCACGCCAUCUUGAGGGCUGCCAUGUUCGUGGCCCUGGCCUUCUGCGACGCUGGCUUGCAGAGGAACGGCAUUGGUGAAGUCGGCGGCGGCCCUUCAUCGGACACGGACGGCGGCGGCCAUAAAGGGCCUGAGACGACCACGGCGAAGGAUACUCGGCGGCUUGUCGACAAGUCUGUGGGGAUUGCGGCGAGCCUGUCGAUGCUCCUGCCAUCCAGCGCCACGCUGGCCUUCGAGACGUUGGUUCCAUCCUUCACCAACGGCGGCGCGUGCAGCGACCACGACGUCAACUUUGUCUUCACCUGGGGGCUUAUCGUCUUCCUCACCGUGCUCUGUGGGCUUCUCAGGUUCACCGACAGAGUCGCCGACAUGUACGGCAACACUUACUUCGUGUUGGCCACCCGCAACGGCUUCAAGCUCUUCAGCCACGAGCGCAAGGACCUGCGACUAUCCGAGGACGAGCACGAGAACAGAAUGAAGUGGAAGGAUCUGAGAAGAAGAAUGAAGAGGAAGCCGCGGGACUUCCUGCACGCCUUCUUCAGCUCCGCGGUGUUCAUGGUCCUCGCCUUCUGCAACGCCGAAGUGCAGGCAUGCCUAGUCCCGACGGAGACGUGGCAGUGGAAGAAAUUCCUAGCCAUCUUGCCGCUGGCGGUGGGGUUCCUCGCCAGCUUCGUGUUCGUCAUCUUCCCCUCCACCAGGAAAGGCAUCGGCGAAGAAGACGGCUCUUGCGGCACAAAGAAACGCGGCGAUGCGGCAGCGGCACCCGGUGGAGGACAAUCGCCUCUCCAGGCCGCCAUGCCCAUGAGCAUUAUCCGAGUUGCUUCAUCGACCAGCUACCAACUCGAUCCAGUCGUCUGACAUGCAUGCAUGCGCCGCCGUCGAUCUCUGUGAAGCUGGUGUGGUAAUAAUAAAAGGUUGUUGCGUGCAUGCAUGUAUGAUUGUCUUGUUUAAAUAAAGCCUGCCGGAAUCGAUCA